UCACCUGCAAGACAUGCACAACAUCAGAUGACAAGUGUAGCAGCGGGUCGAGCACAGGGAACGGCACCGUCGCAAUUGACCAAUAAAGUGAUAGCUAUACAACGACCUGGUGGAGGCACGCAACUGAUGAAAGUGGUACGAAGUGGGACACGUCUGCCGGGCACAAUGCUCGCCACUGGUCAUAGUGCAUCCGGAAAACAGCUGCUUCGAGUUGUCUCUACACCAAAAACAACACUCACUUCUGCAGGAGGUGCCACUACGCUGACCAAAGGGAACAUGCCGACUUCGGGCACGAAAACAAUCAUAGUAACGAAAGCUGGUGCGGGUGGUAUUGGUGCGUCUGCAACGCCAUCACAACACAAGCUGCUUUUCCUUCAACAACAGCAACAACAGCAGCAACAGGCACAAUUAGCGCAGCCCACACAGUCGAUGAGUCAUGCGGCUAUGGGACAUGCCGUUGAGUCGCCGAUAUCGUCGAGCGCGUCAUCGGGCCAAUCCCCUCAACUAGCUGCAAUGAUCGAUUCCCCAUUGCACGCCCCGUCACACUCACCUGGACUCGUUGUUGCGUCGCACCCUCAUGCCCUAAAUCAUUCUGCACAAAUGCAUGGCUCGGUAGCUGCAGUGCAGCGACUGGCCGCUAAUUCGCCCAUACCAGAACAACAUGCAGCCUCAACAAUCUCAACACAAGGAACCACGUAUACACGACCAAUGGCGACAAAUUUGGAUGCUGGUCUGCCGCAAAAUCUGCUCGAUGAAAUGCUCGCAGAAGGAGACGGUGGCUAUGGUGGACAAACGCAGGAGGGCACUGAAGGCACCGCACAACCGGAUGCCCUCGCACAAGCCGUCGGUGAAAUUCUACAAGAUGCACCCGAAACAAGUCCUCCGCAAGCGAUAGGCACAACUGAUCCGUCCGGUUCUCAACAACCGGACUCUGUCCCCGAAAUAAAGACUGAAGAAGGAGCGAGUACUGAAAGCAAACCGAAUGGCACUGGUCAGAAAUCGGAAGUAGGCGAGGACGCCUCGAGUGUCGAGCAAAAACCCGAUGAACUUCCUCCUGUGGCCAACACAACUAUUGCUAGUCGAUCGGAAUCUGACGAUAAGACUGGUAUCAAGGAGGAAAAAGGCGAAUUUUCUCAACUACUAACUGAGGCAUCGGGCAAUGAACAGUCAGCAUCAAAUCUUCAAUCUGAGUCAGUGAGUUCGAUAAAACCAGAACACCAAUCAACUUCUGAUGAGAAGCAAUCCGAUGUGAAAGAAUCGUAUGCUGAUGGAAUACAGUCAAAAUGCGAACCAAUGGAGACGUCAACUUCGCAGAAGGCCGUAGCAGAGCCGACCGGAGCAAAAACGACUGAAACAGUAACCAUGGAAAGGAACAAUGCAGAUUCUGAACCAAAUACUGGACCACUCGCAAGCGCGAGUGCAGAACCGACUGGAUCGAAAAAUGUGUCGAUGAGUCCAACAAGUGCCACUGAAUCGAUGCCAUCAGUUACUAAUGUUAGCAGUAAUAACGGUGAUAGUAAAUGUGAUAAUGAUAACGGGAAUGUUAGUAACGCUAUCAAUACUAAUGGCGAUGGUAAUAUGGAAAAAUCAUGCACAUCUGAGUUGAAUGGAGCAUUGGAUGACUUGAGCACAGCAACGAGCAAUAACACAACAGAGACGAUAUCAGAUCGAGAACCACAACAGCAACAGUCAUGUGCUACCACCAGUGACUCGGGAAUGCAACAAAUACGAGGAUGUGAGAUAGAGCCUCAGGCACAACUUCAAGCGGGACAACCAGAAGAGCCAACACCAUCAUCUGAAGGAGUGGAUAUGCCCAUGGAAUGUCAACAACAACAGCAACAAGGAGACGUGCCGCAACAGUCAAAAAUCCUUGUAACCCAACCUCAGACGCAACCUUCGUCCGUCACAUACGUCAAACUCGACAGUGCAGCUGCAUCUCGAUCUCCUCAGCCGUUCAUUAGACAACAACAGCAACCAUUGCUCCAAUCCCAACAACAAUUAUCAAACACCGCCGUCACUCCUCUCCAAUACGAGGUCGAAAUAAAAGAAGAACCACAGUGGUUCGACGUUGGUAUUAUAAAAGGGACAAGUUGCAUGGUUACACAUUUCUUCCUACCAUCCGACAUGCCACUAGAGGACGCGUAUGGAAGUGCAUAUGACGUUGGAAUGCAUGCCGGACAAGUGGGAUUCCUACGAAAGGCUGAGCUAGAGCCUGGUACCGCCUAUAAAUUCAGAGUGGCUGGAAUCAAUGCUUGCGGGCGAGGUGAUUGGUCUGAGGUGACCGCAUUCAAGACAUGCUUACCAGGCUUUCCGGGUGCACCGUCAAGUAUUAAAAUAACGAAAAUUAUGGAUGGCCGUGUCUCAGAGUAUAGUGUGUACUUGGCUGUUCGCAAUACACAAGUGGGAAGUGAGACACAGCUGGCGUUUGUUCGCGUUUAUGUGGGUCCUGAGCCGAGCUGUGUGGUGUCGUCGAUGAACUUACAUGCAGCACACGUAGACACCUCAUCGAAGCCGGCGAUCAUAUUCCGUAUUGCGGCCAGAAAUGAGAAGGGUUACGGGCCAGCAACGCAAGUUCGUUGGCUGCAAGAAGCUCGUGCAGUAGCAGCGCCAAACAGUAAUGUGCGUCCAUCGUCAAUACCAGUCGUCGGAGAGUAUCAACAUAUUCACGAUGAAUCAACUCGACGUAGUGAUUUGCAGCUGAAAGUGUUAGUUUGA
This is a messenger RNA of Anisakis simplex (herring worm), 2715 nucleotides long. Lineage: Eukaryota; Metazoa; Nematoda; Chromadorea; Rhabditida; Anisakidae. The record is from the annotation of a GenBank genome assembly.